AUGGCAGAGAAGGAUGCCAGCGCCAGGCUGCGCAGAGCCGUCAAAGAAAACAACCUUUUCCUCGUUCGACGUCUCAUAACCCGGACGGACAUCCGCAACCCAGACCCAGACCAUAAGCGCUUCACGUCUCUUGCGUGGGCUGCUGUACUCGGUCAUGAAGAGACGUUCGAGUUCUUGCUGGCGAACGAUCACGACGAGGACGAGAUCUCCAAAGACUCGGACAACAACACAAUCCUCAUGCUCCUCGCCAAUCAGACUCCCACCACCAGCAGUCCCUACAUCGAUUCCCACACCGACUCUGGCGCGGCCCUCCGCAUGGCCCGUAUGUACUACGACCGCUACCCCGACACCCUCGACUGGGCGAACGCGGAUGGGAAAACUGCGCUUCAUUUCGCGGCAGAGAAGGGCAAUGAAGAACUUGUCCGCAUGCUAUGCGACCUAGGUGCCGAUUUCGACCUCGCAGACAACCAGGGUAACACUCCACUUCACUAUGCCAGCUCAUGGGGGCACAUUCCGAUCGUGCAGUUGCUCAUCGAGCGUGGGUGCCAAUUCAGCGCCAGGAACAAUCAGGGCUUCACUGCCUCGGACUAUGCAUAUUCAUUCAGCACGCGAGAGACGCUUCAGGAUACCGCGCGCAUCCAGUUCGAGAUGAACAAGAAGUCACGACGCGCGGUGUAUCAGCAGCAUACAACCAGGUCGGACUACAAUGCCCCACCACCUCCGCCCCCUUCGAAACCGCGAGAGAUUCGCCAACGAUCCGCGAACCGUGUGCGCAGUGGAUCUGGGACGAGUCGCACGACCACGACGUCCGAUAGUGGCGACAUGGAGAGCCUUGGCGUCAGCCAGCACAGCCAGUCAUCGAUAUCCGCGUCGUCCUCGCCUUCCCAGCCGUUAGGCACACACAUGCAAUACAUGCAAAGAUCUGCCAACGGAUCGUCGAGUGGAGCGCGGUCUUUCUCCACUGUUGGUUCGUCGCGUCAUGCUCAGCCUACGAAUGGCUCCUCAGCUCUUUCGCCCAUAGCUACCCGGAUGCGUGAGCGCGAUGCAGACGCGAUGGAGAAGUACCUGAACCGGAACCGAAGCGGCAGCAAUGGGACGGCAUCGACAGACGCACCACGGUCGUACCAGUCAUCAAAUGGACUGUCGGUUACCAGCGAUCAUCUACCUCCCAUAUCGCAACUCUCGUUGGGCGGUCCGCAUACGCCUAGACGACUCCGCCCAUCCAUGUCGGCUGCCCAACUGCGCUCGCCCAGGUCCGAGCUCGCGCCCACGUCGAACGAAAACCGCAAUAGGUCUGGGACCUCACCGUCGCAAGUGCGCCCGGUCGCAGCGGCUGCCCCACCAUCGCACGCGCUUACUCGUUCCUCGUCAACGUCCAACUCGUUGCGAGGGCCGUUCAGACCCGCAGGCGGGAGCGUCUACGAGGAGCCAGAGACGUACAGCGAGACGUACACAGGGCCGUCCAUCCAGUACGCGCAGUUCCCCGAGCCGCCGUUGACGCCGGAAGACAACGCAACGCCGACCAUUGCAUCGACGACGCUCAACACUGCGACGACCAACAGCCGGCGUCACGCGCUGCACAAUAUCCUCACCAAGCCGCUGGCCUCCCUCGACCGGCUCGAGAACGCCAGCCACCGGAGGGGCAUGUCCGCGUCGUCGCUGCGCGGCUAG
Schizophyllum commune H4-8 is the source of this 1671-nucleotide messenger RNA. RefSeq names its product ankyrin. Gene Ontology annotation, molecular function: protein binding. The record is from RefSeq and is a predicted model, not a curated record. NCBI's taxonomy places the organism in Eukaryota, Fungi, Basidiomycota, Agaricomycetes, Agaricales, Schizophyllaceae. The transcript is spliced from 7 exons. The coding region runs from base 1 to 1671 and encodes 556 amino acids.